CCGUGAGCUGCUGUUCCUCGCCGCCCGCCACUGUAUGGCCGUUUAAAAUCGCUAAUUUGCUAUGCCUAUGGCGAGUGACAAUAGCGCAAAUUACAUUUACAUCUAAUGAUCUUCACCGGAGACCUUCCGCAUACUCUGAAAUCGUUGUUGCAACGGGAGAAAGGGAGACCGACAGUGAAGAAAGCGAGUCUGAAAUAUUCCUGUUAAUUUACAAGCAUUUUCAAAAUGUAAUUGAAAUAUUAUAGAGUAUUUUGAUUCAAACCUCCACGAUCCUACGAAAGACGCGAAUGAGUGGGAUACGUAUACAUUUCAACAGGCAUUGGUACAUACAUGUUUGUACUUGCACAAUUGCUUUACAUAGAACUCGAAGUGAUGUGACUACAACCCGCCGUCAGAAACACCGAAAGGACGCUGAAGAAAACAAGGCAAGAAAAAAGCAUUAAUACAGAAGAGUUUUUCUCUUGAUAUCUCCUAAAGGAUUCUUCUGACAGCUUUACGCGAGGAAGUGCAAACUGUACAGUUUUUGCCUUUGGAUUAUUGAACUAACUAACUAAAUAUUGGCACGCGACAGCACUUGUUCAUCUACAGGAACAUUAGCGAAGUGAAGAAGACAUUAGUAGCCUAUUUCUACAUGCUUUUGAGCCAGUUAUAAUUAGAUGAGUUGUUCAUUUGGUUCAGAACAAAAGCGAUGUUGUGGAGAAAUUAAAAGCAUCCUUCGCAAUUGGAAGGAAUAUGCAUUCAUUCUAUCCAAGAUCUAAAUAAUUUAUGCGUCUCCAAAUUUGCCCAGAAAACUAUAUAAUGAUUAUUUUCCCCUAGGGAGACGACAGUAGCCUUCUUUGCGACUUUUUGUAACAUUUUUGCGUUAACAAAUGACCUUUUUAAUAGUUGAUAUGAAGAAUAUGCAUCCAAGUGGCACAGAAUAGCGAAGAUCAAUACAGACUAUACCAUGGGGUUUACUACCCACAUAUCUUCUUUUUUGGGAGGGUGAAUUUGUUUAUGACAACUUGUAGCAUACAAAUCACUUACAUGUAUACAUGAAUUAACAAUUUUUUUCUAUAUGCAGCACUUAAAUGGGUAAAAAAUAACGUUAAAAUGCGGAUUUCAAAGCCGCCGGAGACUCACUCGCAGACACGCGCAACUAAGGAGUUGCCAAGGCUACGGAGCUCCACGGCCCGGCAGAGCUGAUUUUUAACGCAUAUAUUUUAAGUUGAAAACGCAUCAGUUUAUACGUAUUAUGUAACACAUUUAUCUUUACUUCUCUUUAAAAUCUGCCUCUGAUGGAUGCCUUUUACUUGGAUUUCAUGACUUAUUCUUGAGCGGAUACAGACAUUUUCCUUAUCUUUUCAAGAAAACCGCAUCCUGAAACUCGGCUCUCCCAUCAGUGUUUCGCGUCGCACCUUUCUUGGAUGUCAGGCAAGAUUUCUGUGUUGCCAUGACGAGCGAGGAGUGUCCCGGAGGGCUGGCCAUGGCUCACGUCGGGGCGGGGCUAUGCGAGGACUACGGCCCCGCCCAGGGGGAAGAGGCCAUCGAGGAGGCGGGGCCUACCGAUGACAUCAGCAGCGACCUGAGUAACCUGGUGGUGCCCUUCCCUGAGCUGGCCCCCAUCGUCUUCUUCUGCCUCAAACAGACCACCUACCCCCGGAACUGGUGCAUCCGCAUGGUUUCCAGCCCGUGGUUCGAGCGCGUCAGCAUGAUGGUGAUCCUGCUCAACUGCGUGACCCUGGGCAUGUACCAGCCCUGUGAGAACAUCGACUGCUCCUCCGACCGCUGCCAGAUCUUACAGGCAUUUGAUGCUUUCAUAUACAUCUUCUUUGCACUGGAGAUGGUGGUUAAGAUGUUGGCUUUGGGCAUCUUUGGCCAGCGCUGCUACAUGGGAGACACCUGGAACCGGCUGGACUUCUUCAUUGUCAUGGCAGGGAUGGUGGAGUACUCGCUGGAUCUGCAGAACAUCAACCUGUCUGCCAUCAGGACGGUCCGGGUCCUUCGACCACUGAAAGCAAUCAACAGAGUGCCAAGUAUGCGGAUCCUGGUGAAUCUCCUCUUGGAUACCCUCCCCAUGCUGGGAAACGUCCUCCUGCUCUGCUUCUUCGUCUUCUUCAUCUUCGGCAUCAUCGGCGUGCAGCUGUGGGCGGGGCUUCUGCGAAACCGCUGCUUCCCAGAGGAGAACUUCACUCUCUCCACGGGCAUCGCUCUUCCCAGGCCCUACUACCAGCCCGACGAGAACGACGAGCGCCCCUUCAUCUGCUCCCUGGCGGCCGACAACGGCAUCAUGUCCUGCCGGGACGUCCCGACGCGGCGGGAGGAGGGCCGCGAGUGCUGCCUGGACAAGGACGACUUCCUGCACCGGCAGGCGCUGGGCCUGAGCCCCGAGCCGCUGGUCAACGGCAGCCUGAGCGCGGCGGGCCUCUGCAUCAACUGGAACCAGUACUACACCCGCUGCUACACGGGCCACACCAACCCGCACAAGGGCGCCAUCAACUUCGACAACAUCGGCUACGCCUGGAUCGUCAUCUUCCAGGUGAUCACGCUGGAGGGCUGGGUGGAGAUCAUGUACUACGUGAUGGACGCUCACUCCUUCUACAACUUCCUCUACUUCAUCCUGCUCAUAAUCGUGGGCUCCUUCUUCAUGAUCAACCUGUGCCUGGUGGUGAUCGCCACGCAGUUCUCGGAGACCAAGCAGCGGGAGCACCAGCUGAUGCAGGAGCAGCGGGCGCAGUGCCUGUCCUCCAGCACGCUGGCCAGCAUGGCCGAGCCGGGCGACUGCUACGAGGAGAUCUUCCAGUACGUGUGCCACGUGCUGCGCAAGGCCCGCCGCCGCUCCGCCGCCCUCCUCCGCGCCCUGCGCGGCCGCCCCCCACCAGCGGGGGGCGCCAGAGCCAACGCACACAAGGCCGGGAAGAGGGGGAGCUUCGGCGCGGGGGACAGACGCCAUCGACACCACCACUCAUCACACUGUCCACACCACAGCAAACCUGACCACACUUCUGUGGGAAACCCCAUUGACCUCUCGGUCCCUCCAGACUCUGACGGGUGUCCGCAGUGCACUGCAGCCCUGUCACUCAGGGACGGGGCGGGACCUGCGGGCUCAUCAACCAAUGAGGAGGCAGAGGAGGGCGCCGUGGAAGAGACGGACGGGCAAGGCAGCCAGGCGGGGGAGGCGAGGGAGGACGCCGCGGAGGGCAAAGCCGAGAAGAGGGCGGGGCCGUGCGGUGGACGUUGCAAAGCACUCUGGGACAAGAUGCGAAUCAAGCUGUGGGGCAUCGUGGAAAGCAAGUACUUCAACAGAGGAAUAAUGAUAGCCAUCCUCAUCAACACUAUCAGCAUGGGAAUCGAGCACCACGAACAGCCAGAGGAGCUGACUAACGUUCUGGAGAUCUGCAACAUCGUGUUCACCAGCAUGUUCGCACUGGAGAUGAUCCUGAAACUCACCGCCUUUGGCUGCUUCUGCUACCUGCGCAACCCCUACAACAUCUUUGACGGCAUCAUCGUCAUCAUCAGUGUGUGUGAGAUCGUCGGCCAGUCUGACGGGGGCCUGUCGGUGCUCAGAACGUUCCGGCUGCUGCGCGUGCUGAAGCUGGUGCGCUUCAUGCCGGCUCUGCGCAGGCAGCUGGUGGUGCUGAUGAAGACCAUGGACAACGUGGCCACCUUCUGCAUGCUCCUCAUGCUCUUCAUCUUCAUCUUCAGCAUCCUGGGAAUGCACAUCUUUGGGUGCAAGUUCAGCCUGAAGACGGACACGGGGGACACCGUCCCGGACAGGAAGAACUUUGACUCUCUGCUGUGGGCCAUCGUCACUGUGUUCCAGAUCCUAACCCAGGAGGACUGGAACGUGGUGUUGUAUAACGGCAUGGCCUCCACCUCUCCGUUGGCUGCCCUGUACUUUGUGGCCCUCAUGACAUUCGGGAACUACGUCCUGUUCAACCUGCUGGUGGCCAUCUUGGUGGAGGGGUUCCAGGCCGAGGGGGAUGCCAAUCGGUCGUACUCCGAGGAUGACAGGUCCUCCUCCAACUUUGACGAGAGCGAGAAGCACAAAGACUCUCUUCAGCUCUCAGAUCCCAAGAUUUGCACCCUGACCCCAAACGGGCACCUGGACCUGGGGCCGAUUCCUCCCGGCAGGGGGGGCUACCCGGUGGACCGGCUAGCCCUGGCGCUGGGCUCCCGCAAAAGCAGCGUGAUGUCACUGGGCAAGGCCAACCUGGAGCAGCGGUCCCUGCGCCCCGGCUGCAGUUCCAUCUACCACAACUGGGGGCGCCCUCCUACUCAGUCCGUGUGGAACCGGAGGUCCAGCUGGAACAGCCAGCGCAGGAUGUCCCGGGGUCUGGGGAUGAGCGUGGGAGGGGGCAGCCUGCGGGCCCGCCACCCCCACUCCAACGCGGCCGAGCACGAGUCCCUCCUCUCCCCUCCGCCUCUGCUGCCCCCGCCCUUACUGUCCCGCCGCCUCCCGCCCCACCGGGACCGCAGGGCCCUCUCCCUGGAGCUCCCAGACCCGCCGCCGGCCCCCGGCCCCCCAAACCUGCCCCCGCCACCGCUGCCCCGUGAGAAGGGCCUCUCCGGGGGCCCGGGGGGCCCGGGGGGGCCAGGGGGGGUCGGCGAGCACCACGACUGCAACGGGAGGACGCACACCCCCCAGCCCCCGCUCCUGGCGGAGGUCUUCCCCCAGCUGAACACCAAGGAGAGAGCCCGGCUGGAGGAGGAGAUGGACUACAGUCUCUGCUUUCGGAUCCAGAAGAUGAUCGAGGUGUACCGGCCCGAAUGCUGCGAGGCGCGGGAGGACUGGUCCGUCUAUCUCUUCUCCCCCCAGAACAAGUUCAGGCUGCUCUGCCAGAACAUCAUCGCGCACAAGCUGUUCGACUACGUGGUGCUGGUCUUCAUCUUCCUCAACUGCAUCACCGUGGCCCUGGAGAGACCGAAGAUCCACCAGGGAAGCCUGGAAAGACUCCUCCUCACCAUCUCCAACUACAUCUUCACCACCAUCUUUGUUGCUGAGAUGACUUUAAAGGUGGUGUCCAUGGGUCUGUAUCUGGGAGAUAAGGCCUAUUUGCGCAGCAGUUGGAACAUUCUGGAUGGUUUCCUGGUCUUCGUGUCCCUGAUUGAUAUCGUGGUGUCCAUGGCGGGCGGGGCCAAAAUCCUCGGGGUGCUGCGAGUGCUCAGGCUGCUUCGGACACUGCGCCCCCUAAGGGUGAUCAGUCGAGCCCCCGGCCUAAAGUUAGUGGUGGAGACCCUAAUCACUUCCCUCAAACCCAUUGGCAACAUUGUCCUCAUCUGCUGUGCUUUCUUCAUCAUUUUUGGCAUUCUAGGCGUCCAGCUAUUCAAAGGCAAGUUCUUCUACUGCUCGGGCCCUGAUGUGAAGAACAUCACUAACAAGUCGGACUGUCUCUCAGCCAAUUACAAGUGGGUCCACCACAAGUAUAACUUUGACAAUCUGGGACAGGCACUGAUGUCCCUCUUUGUGCUGGCUUCCAAAGAUGGCUGGGUCAACAUCAUGUAUCACGGCCUAGACGCAGUAGGCAUCGACCAGCAGCCCGUCAUUAACAACAGCCCCUGGAUGCUGCUCUACUUCAUCUCCUUCCUGCUGAUCGUCAGCUUCUUCGUGCUCAACAUGUUCGUGGGCGUGGUGGUGGAGAACUUCCACAAGUGCCGGCAGCACCAGGAGGUGGAGGAGGCCAAGCGCCGGGAGGAGAAGAGGCUUCGGCGGAUGGAGAAGAAGAGAAGGAAGGCUCAGAAGCUGCCGUAUUAUUCUGGGUACAGUCACGCGAGGCUGAUGGUCCACUCCCUCUGCACCAGCCACUACCUGGACCUCUUCAUCACCUUCAUCAUCUGCGUCAACGUGGUCACCAUGUCCCUGGAGCACUACAGCCAGCCGCAAUCCCUGGAGACAGCUCUGAAGUACUGCAAUUACUUCUUCACCACCACCUUCGUGCUGGAAGCUGUUCUGAAGCUCAUCGCCUUCGGCUUCCGCCGCUUCUUCAAAGACAGGUGGAACCAGCUGGACCUGGCCAUUGUGCUGCUGUCGGUGAUGGGCAUCACCCUGGAGGAGAUCGAGAUUAACGCCUCGCUGCCCAUCAACCCCACCAUCAUCCGCAUCAUGAGAGUCCUGCGUAUCGCACGGGUGCUGAAGCUGUUGAAGAUGGCCACAGGGAUGCGUGCUCUGUUGGACACAGUGGUUCAGGCUCUGCCACAGGUGGGGAACCUGGGCCUGCUCUUCAUGCUGCUGUUCUUCAUCUACGCGGCGCUCGGGGUCGAGCUCUUCGGAGAACUGGUGUGCAAUGAGGAUUACCCGUGCGAGGGGAUGAGUCGCCACGCUACCUUCGAGAACUUCGGCAUGGCCUUCCUCACGCUCUUCCAGGUCUCCACGGGAGACAACUGGAACGGGAUCAUGAAGGACACGCUGCGUGAAUGCCAGGUGGGCGAGCACACGUGCAACCCCAGCCUGCAGUUCAUCUCGCCGCUCUACUUCGUGAGCUUCGUGCUGACGGCGCAGUUCGUGCUCAUCAACGUGGUGGUGGCCGUGCUGAUGAAGCACCUGGACGACUCCAACAAGGAGGCGCAGGAGGACGCCGAGAUGGACGCCGAGAUCGAGCUGGAGCUGGCGCAGGGCGGCCUCUGCUGCAUGGGGGGGCUCGGAGGGGGCGGGGCCGCGGCCGGGGCCGGGGCCGGAGCCGGGGCGGGAGGGGGCGACAAAGGAGGGGGUGACGGAGCGAACUGGCAGAGCGCAGGUACCGGUGCCAACGCCAACCCCGUCGGCACCACCCCCCACAGAUGCUCACAUGAACCGCACGACCCCCGAAGGCUCUACUCUCCAGCCCAGGAGAACUUGUGGCUGGACAGCGUCUCCCUGCUCAUCAGAGACUCCUUUGAGGGUGAGAUGCUGAUGAUUGACAACCUGUCUGGCUCCGUGUUCCACCACUACUCCUCUCCUCCGGCCUGCAAGGACUGCUGCCGGCACCACCCACAGCAGAUCCAGCUGGCUGAGAUAGAGCAGGCGUCUCUGAUGUCAGAGCAGCUCUCGGACAAGUCCUCGUCGCUGGCGCUCCCCGAUGACCUCAGCUUGGACGACCACAGCGUGUACCAGCUCCUGGUGAGAGACAGCAAGGAGGGGAGGAGCAGCAGCAACUCCCACAGCUCUGAGGAGCUGGGGGGAGGAGGUGCAGUAUCUCCAUCCUUUGGCCCCAGAGCUGAGGAGGGGGGAGGUCUGUUUGAGCUCCAGGCCCCACACCUCACACCGUCCCACAGCACAGAUGGCGCUCUCUUCAGCAGUGGCUGCUGCGGAGGCGGGGCUGGGUCCUCCCCUCUCUUUCACCUCCCUGCGGAGUUCUUCCACCCUGCUGCCGCCGCCCAUCCGAGCAGCCCUGGUCUGGCGGGCGUGCCCAGGGGCCGAGCUCCCAAGCUGGCCUCCCCUGCCUCCUGGGCCUCCCUCAGGUCCCCAGGGGCCCACAGCAGGGAGCUGGGCCAGCAGCUCCCGUCCCACAGUGACUCCUCCCUGGCCACAGGGAGCUCGGAUGGCAGCCUGCAGACCACCCUGGAGGAGGGCCUGUGCUUCAGCGUAUCGCCCCCUAGAGACCUUCACCUGCCGCUGCCUCUGCUCUGCCCCAUCCCGGCUGACUCCGGCUGCCCGCCGGGAGAGACCCUAAGACCCCUUACGCACCCGUUGGCCGAGCCCCCGGCCGCGUUUAACCUCCAGGCCACCAGGGGGCACCAGAGGAGUCAGAGCAGCUGUGGAGGCAGCACCAGCCCUGGCUGCAACAGGCAGGAUUCUAUGGACCCCUCCGACGAGGACCUGGGGAUCGGAAUCGGAGGAGGCGGGUCCAGCCAAGCCUGCAACAGCGAACACUUAUCGGAGACUCUGAGCAGCCUGUCGCUGACCUCGCUGCUCUCCCCGAGCUCGCUGGGACACCCGCUGGUGAAAAAGUGCAACAGCACCGGCAGCCUGGAGCAGAGGAGCGCGCCGGCGCGGGGGAAAGAGGGCCGGCGGCUCUACGGGAUGGACCCCCGGGGUUACCUCUCGAACCCUUGGACUGCGGAGAGGAGGGACAGGGAAGGGGAGGCGGGGGUCAGCCUCGGGGUGAAGAGCACCAGUCAGACCACAGUCAUGAGCUCCAGGAAAAACAGAUGAAAGCUUCUGUAGUCGCUCCCCGCCAGGGGAGCCCCGCCCUCGCUAGCCGAACCGCUAACUCACACGCGUUCUGUGAACUGCUCCCUCUCUUUUGUUCGUGAAGCGUCUCUGUGUUGUACUUCCCCUCGAACGGUGGAACGGGAGAGCUCCUGGUUUCAGGGAGAGAGAGACAGGCGGCUGCUUCCUUCGGAGUCAGCUCAGGCAGGGAGGCACAGCCUGUUCAAAAAAGAAAGGGGGCUAAUGAACGAAAUGCAGGGGAAAGAAGUGUUGAAAACCCUCGUCGGACAUUCGGUGGUGUUGAUUAGCAUGAUUUUAAUGACUAGAUUAAAGCAGACAAGCAAAAAUAUUUAAACGGGGCCAAUGUAAGGUAUGAAGUCAGUGGUAACUAGAUAAAACACCAGUGUUUCUUUGAGCAGGCCUUUGAAUGGAAUGUGCAUCUGUGAUUGUAAAACAGGUGGUAAUUUGGCAGAAAUGUUUGUGUUAGGGAUUUGACAGGAAGAGAGAGCCGCUAAUGAUAUUAAAUGAAAUGAAGAGAAAGGACUGUGAUGACCUGACCUUUAGACCAAACAGUCUCUCUCUGAGAAAGAAAAUUGAGCUUUCAUGAAUAAUUUGUGUUCAGAAUAUGCCACAGCCCAAGUGUGUGUGUGUGUGUGUGUGUGUUUGCAUGUGCGUGCGUGUGUUGUUGUGCCUGUAUGUGUGUGUGUGUGUGUGUGUGUGUAUGUAUGCGUGUGUGUGCAUUUGUGUGUGUGUGU
This is a messenger RNA of Anguilla anguilla (European eel), 8862 nucleotides long. Its product is annotated as voltage-dependent T-type calcium channel subunit alpha-1I-like. Gene Ontology annotation, biological process: membrane depolarization during action potential; sodium ion transmembrane transport; positive regulation of calcium ion-dependent exocytosis. The transcript has 38 exons. Bases 1433 to 8110 code for a protein of 2225 amino acids. The record is from RefSeq and is a predicted model, not a curated record. Lineage: Eukaryota; Metazoa; Chordata; Actinopteri; Anguilliformes; Anguillidae. Gene Ontology annotation, molecular function: low voltage-gated calcium channel activity; voltage-gated sodium channel activity. Gene Ontology annotation, cellular component: voltage-gated sodium channel complex; neuron projection; plasma membrane.